CACAUACGUGUCUGUGUCUGUCGUAGUUGAAAUAAAAAUAAAAAACAUAUACAGCUGAACUAAUCUAAUUUUUAAACAGUUGUGUUUCAGAAUCCGAUUUUUAUUGUUGCUCGAAAAUGGAGACAUCAGACAGUGAGUACUUUGAAAGUGCGGACGAAGAAUUGUAUUCAGAUUCGGACGAUGAAUAUGUGGGGAAAGGUCCAAAAAAAUGCAUCAAUAUCAUCGAAAGAAAAUUAUCAAAUGCAAAUAUUUCCGAAGACAGUAUUGUUAAAGACAGGGUUUGUGAUAAUUUCGAAAUCAAUUCGGACGUGGAUGAUCUGAAAACGGAAAUAGAUCCAAAAUCUGAUGACAAUACAUUAGUAAAUAAAGAAAAAAAUGAUGAAGUUAGCAAUAUAAAAAGUGAUACAAUAAAGAAGGAAAAGAACGAUAACAUUCAAGUAAAAGAACAUGAGAAGUUCGAAAAAACCAACACUGAAAGUUUAUCACAAUCAAAUCAGGAAAAAGUUGUAGAAUCUAAUUCCAAAGAUUUAAAAGAUGGACCCAUUCCAACAGCAUUAGAUCUAGAAGAAAAUAUGUGGGAUAAUGAAGACAUCGAUGAUUUAAUUUCAAAUAACGACGAAACAAAUAGAAACACUAAAUAUGAUAAUGAGAAACAAGACCUAAAAACCGAUGAAAUCAAAAACAUAAAUGAAGUUAAUUCUAACACAUUAAUCAACAAAGAACCUGAAAAUGAACAAGGCGACAGUAAUUUAAUAGCUCCACAAGAUGAUCCAGCAUCGAAUUCAAAUGAAGAAAACAUGUGGGAAGAUAAUGAAGACUGGAAUUCAUUCUCUACCACUAAGAAAGAACCAGACACUAUUAAGCAGCCAGUUAUUGAUACAAGUGAUACAGCUAAAAAUAUUGGUACUAAAAAUCCCAAAGAUGUCAAUACGUGGGAUGGUUGGGACAACGAUGAUUGGGAAACAUUAGAAAAAACCGAAACUAGUCAAAAGGACGAAACUAAACCGGAAACCUCUUGGUCAGGCUGGGGCAAUUGGGGAGUUUCCUCCAUACUUACCACAGCCACUCAAGGUGUCUCGACCCUAACCAAUCAAGUAUCGCAGGGCUUCACCACCGUUUUAGAAACAGGUAUAGGCAUUCCGGAUCCGAAGGAACUCGCCAAGCAAGACAGAAUCAUAGAAGAACAUAUAAACGAAUCGGAAGGCAACAGAGGGAAUUUAGGUUUUGGAUUCUCCAACUUUGUUUCCGGUGUAUCGCAUUUAACGAAAUUCGUCGAAAACACCGGCACCAAAGUCAUAACCGGCGGUUUAGACACCUUAGAAACCAUCGGAAAGAAAACUAUGGAAGUGUUGCAAGAGGGCGAUCCUGGGUUAAAAAAUAAACGAGCUCUUUUAAAAUUAGAUAAAGAAAAACCCACGCUUUCGCAGAUGUUGAGAGAAGCUAAGGAAAGAUCUGAAACAGAUAACCAGAUAUUAAAGGAAGAAAAUUACAAGAAAAAGAUAAACUACGAGACUCUCUUCGACGACUAUCACGGAUUAGUGCAUUUAGAGGCUCUCGAGAUGCUAUCAAAACAAUGCGAUAUUAAAUUACAGACCUUGAGCGACAAUUGCACGGGAAAAGAAUACCAAGACCUUCAAGAAACAAUGGACCAAAUCAAAGAGCUGUGCGAGCUUCCUGACGAGGAGGACGAGGAAGUAUUACUAUUUAGUGAUAUCAAAGAAAAGAUUCAAACGGCCGUCAAUGACAUCAAAGUAAAGAUAACUUACGAUAAACUGUUCUCAACGUGCGAAGAGAGCGAAAAUUGGCUGAAUACCCUCAAACUAGAUUUCUGCGAUGAAACGGACAUUCAUCGUGAGGCCUUGCAGGUUCUAGCACAAAUUACGGCCAUUGCGGUGGAGCAGUUCCACAAAUGCGGCGAAUUGUUGCUUAUUAAGGAACAAAGAAGUACAGCUGAUGAAGCUGAUAGCUUAGUCCAGUUGACAAUGGCAGUGACGUCUCUAAUAAGUUUAGUAGCUGCAAAUUUUUCCAAAAAGUUAAAUGCCAUAUUAACUCAAACUGAGAAUAAGGAUUCGAUAAGUGAAUUGAUUACUAAUGUUUUCUUCGAGGCUUCGAAUAGCAGUUCAUACGUUCAAGACGCUUUCCAGCUAUUGAUACCUGUCUUGCAGGUUGGAGCCAUUUAAUAACAUCACUAUUUCUUUAUGUUUAUAGGAAUCUUCAAAAAUAUUUAAUUCGUUAUAUUUUGUAUAGUUUAUUUAUGUUUUUAAUAUAGAUUUAUUAAGA
Phyllotreta striolata is the source of this 2280-nucleotide messenger RNA. Lineage: Eukaryota; Metazoa; Arthropoda; Insecta; Coleoptera; Chrysomelidae. The record is from the annotation of a GenBank genome assembly.